Messenger RNA from Daucus carota subsp. sativus, 1529 nucleotides. Its product is annotated as pelargonidin 3-O-(6-caffeoylglucoside) 5-O-(6-O-malonylglucoside) 4'''-malonyltransferase. The transcript has a single exon. The coding region runs from base 192 to 1520 and encodes 442 amino acids. NCBI's taxonomy places the organism in Eukaryota, Viridiplantae, Streptophyta, Magnoliopsida, Apiales, Apiaceae. The record is from RefSeq and is a predicted model, not a curated record.
GUGUAUACCGGCAUUGUUGUUCACUCCUGCAAACAAGAAUUUUAAAAUAGUACUAUUGUGCUUGCUUAAUUUAUUUUUUAUAGUAAUUAUUGUGCAUUACAAAUCCUAAUGACAGAUAUAAAUUUGGCACAUUCCGGGGAUACGUUACAGCAUAUUGUAGUAGAGAGCAAUAUACUCACUUGAAGAGCAAGAUGAAAUUUGAAGUGCUAUCCAGGGAGUUGAUAAAACCAUAUCAUUCUACACCGCAGAGCCUUAGGGACUAUACUCUAUCAUUGAUAGAUGAGCUAUUGCCACCAAUGAAUCUUCCCACCAUUUUAUACUACUACAAUGAUAAUCUCAGUAGUAGUUCAAGAUGCCAGCACUUGAAAAGGUCUCUGUCGAAAGUCUUAACCAGAUUCUAUCCUUAUGCUGGAAGAUACAUCAAAGAAAGUUUCAAGGUUGAUUGCAGUGAUCAAGGUGCUGAAUUUGUGGAAGCUAAAGUUGAUGUCAGUCUCGAUGAUUUCAUUGGCCAAACUAAGAAUUUGAAGAUGGAGCUGCUUAAUUGCUUACUUCCGCGUCCAAUUGGUGCAGUUGAUGGAGUCACUGAUCCUCUGUUAGCUGUACAAGUCUGUGCUUUUGCAUGCGGCGGAUGGGCCAUUGGGAUUCUGACUUCACACAGAGUUGCUGACAUGUCAACCAGCAGCACAUUUGUUAAAGAAUGGGCUAUUACUGCAAAGCAACUAUUAUCAGAGAGCUUUGAUGAAUGUCAUGACUUUCCAGUUAGCUCCUGGACCUCAGCUUCAUUGUUUCCUGGGAAAAAAUUGUCUUGUCGUCCACUGGGAAUGCCCGUGGCUAAAGAAAACUUUGAAUAUCAUAAGAUUGUCACAAAGGUUUUCUCCUUCAAACAAAACUCCAUCUCAAGAAUCCGUGAAAUGGCUAGACUGGACAAAUCAAGUGAGAGGUUGCCGUCAAGGGUACAAUCUGUGAUUGGAAUAAUAGGGAAAGCGAUCAUAGAUAUACAUGUUGUUGCUGAUCCUGGAAACUCUAAAGAAUUUCUAGUCAUUCAAACAGUGAACAUGAGGGAAAAAACGGAUCCGCCUAUUCAUAAAAAUCAAUAUGGAAAUCUGUUCUUAGUAUCGACGGCUCCUAUAGUGGCAAGCGAAGGAGGUGUUGAACUUGAUAGUAUUGUUGAUCUGGUUACUCGAGCUGUCCGGGGAGAAGUGGAGAACUGUAAAAGGAUACUCUCAGUGGGAGGGGAAAUGAUAAUAAGUGAUGGCUUUGAUGUGUUGACAAAAGCUCUUGCAGAGCCUGAGAUUUCUAGUAACCUUGUGUUCACUGACUGGUGCAAGUUUCCAUAUUAUGAAGCUGAUUUUGGCCUGGCAAAACCUGUGUGGAUCAGUGGCAUCAACAGUCCCCUGGGAAACAAUGUGUACCUUUUCAGCGACCAAUAUGGAGAAGGGAUUGAAGCAUGGGUCAAUCUGAGUGCAAAUGAUAUGCGUAAAUUCGAACAGGAUUUGAACAUCAUGGAAUUCAGCACUUGAAAGCUUGAA